This is a messenger RNA of Sardina pilchardus (European sardine), 6716 nucleotides long. RefSeq names its product zinc finger, SWIM-type containing 8 (gene zswim8). Lineage: Eukaryota; Metazoa; Chordata; Actinopteri; Clupeiformes; Clupeidae. Bases 322 to 6567 code for a protein of 2081 amino acids. The transcript is spliced from 28 exons. The record is from RefSeq and is a predicted model, not a curated record. Gene Ontology annotation, cellular component: Cul2-RING ubiquitin ligase complex. Gene Ontology annotation, molecular function: zinc ion binding.
UGAUAGAGGAUAGUCCACUGAAGCUUACGAGUGUUGGAGAGCCAUCUUCCCUAUCGGGGAGAGAAAGAGAGUGAAGGGGGGACGAGGACACAAUUUGGGGAUCCCGGCUUCUUUCAGUGGCACAAAGACAGUGCAGGAAACCGGCACGGACACUGGUGUGAUUCUGCAGAACAGGGUGUUUUAUUCAUGUCAAGACAAGGAUGUGACGGGAACUUGUGGAAGAUCGAGCGAACGAAAGACAAGCUUUUGAAAAUACAAAGGAAGAGAAAUACGAGAGGGGUUCACAGUCCUUAGUUUGCCUAGUCGUACUCCGCGGAUGUAAUGGAACUAAUGUUCGCGGAGUGGGAAGACGGAGAGCGAUUCUCCUUCGAAGACUCCGACCGGUUUGAGGAGGACUCGCUCUGCUCUUUCAUAUCCGAGGCAGAGAGUCUCUGUCAGAAUUGGAGAGGGUGGAGAAAACAGUCCGCUGGGCCCAAUUCUCCUACAGUAAAGAUCAAAGAUGGCCAGGUAAUCCCUCUGGUGGAGCUGUCUGCCAAGCAGGUAGCGUUCCACAUCCCAUUUGAGGUGGUGGAGAAGGUGUACCCCCCUGUGCCAGAGCAGCUGCAGCUCCGCAUUGCCUACUGGAGCUUUCCAGAAAAUGAGGAAGACAUCAGGCUCUACUCCUGUCUGGCCAAUGGGAGUCCAGAUGAAUUUCAACGAGGGGAACAGCUCUACAGGAUAAAGGCCGUGAGAGAUCCCCUGCAGAUUGGCUUCCAUCUCAGCGCCACCGUGGUGUCCCAGCAGGCCGGGCAGUCCAAGGGCGCCUACAAUGUGGCCGUCAUGUUCGACCGCUGCCGCAUCACUUCCUGCAGCUGCACCUGUGGCGCCGGGGCCAAGUGGUGCGCCCACGUGGUGGCCCUCUGCCUCUUCCGCAUCCACAACGCCUCCGCCGUCUGUCUGCGAGCGCCGGUGUCCGAGUCGCUGUCCAGGCUGCAGAGGGACCAGCUGCAGAAGUUUGCCCAGUACCUCAUCAGUGAGCUUCCGCAACAGAUAUUGCCCACAGCACAGAGGCUUCUGGAUGAACUCCUGUCCUCCCAGUCCACUGCCAUCAACACAGUCUGUGGAGCCCCAGAUCCCACAGCCGGACCAUCCGCCUCAGAUCAGAGCACCUGGUACCUGGACGAGUCCACGCUCAGCGACAACAUCAAGAAGACGCUGCACAAGUUUUGUGGCCCCUCACCAGUAGUGUUCAGCGAUGUGAACUCCAUGUACCUGUCGUCCACGGAGCCCCCGGCUGCAGCCGAGUGGGCCUGCCUGUUACGGCCACUGCGGGGGCGGGAGCCCGAGGGCAUCUGGAACCUUCUGUCCAUCGUCAGGGAAAUGUUUAAGAGGAGGGACAGCAACGCCGCGCCUCUGCUGGAGAUACUCACAGAGCAGUGUCUCACGUAUGAACAGAUCAUUGGCUGGUGGUACAGCGUGCGCACCUCGGCCUCCCACAGCAGUGCCAGCGGGCACACAGGCCGCAGUAACGGGCAGACGGAGGUGGCGGCGCAUGCCUGUGCCAGCAUGUGUGACGAGAUGGUGGUGCUGUGGAGGCUGGCUGUGCUCGACCCCACCAUGAGCCCACAGAGACGCCUGGAGCUUGCAGCCCAGCUCAAGCAAUGGCACCUGAAAGUGAUCGAGAUCGUCAAGCGCGGUCAGCACCGCAAGUCCUUGGACAAGCUCUUCCAGGGCUUCAAGCCGGCCGUGGAGUCCUGCUACUUCAACUGGGAGGUGGCCUACCCGCUGGCCGGCAUCACCUACUCCAGCACCGACAAGAAGAGCGCCUCCUUCUGCUGGGCCAGGGCAGUGCAGCAGCAGCGCGGGGCCAAGGCCGGCCUGAGCGGGGACCAGCAGGAGCCCGGAGGAGGAGGAGGAGGAGGAGGAGGAGGAAGGGCGGUGGGGUGUGACGGGGGCCCGUACGAUCACAAACCUCGCAGCGGCUACCAGCCCCAGCAGGAAGUGGCCGUCCGGCCCAAGGAGACCAUCGUGAGCAAGAGGAAAGGUCUGUCGGCCGUGGGAGGGGCCGGGGUGAUGAUGCGCCUGGGAGGAGGCGUGUCUCUCGCUCUGGAGGGCGAGGGGAAGGGCGUGUACAAGACGGUGGCCUCUUCCUCUUCCUCGUCGGGGAGCAAGGCCAAGCUGGCGCAGGGCGGGAAGGUGUCCGGCGGAGGAGGAGGUGGAGGAGGUGGCGGAGGAGGAGGAGGAGGAGGCGGCGGCGGAGGGGGAAGCGGGGGCAAGCACCCCAGUGCCAAGCGCCGCACCAGCAGCGAGGACAGCUCCCUGGAGCCCGACAUGGCCGAGCUGAGCCUGGACGACGGCUCCAGCCUGGCGCUGGGCGCGGAGGCCAGCAACACCAACAGCUUCGACUUCCUCCCGCCGCCGCCCGAGAUGCUGCCCUCGCCCAGCCCGCUGCUCCGAGAGCCGCGCAAGUACGGGGGCGGAGGAGGCGGCGGCGGCGGCAGUGGCGGUAGCAGCUCGUCCAAGGAGCGGGUCUUCGAGGGCAAGCGCGUCUCCCACGCCCCCGGGCCACCCGCGGCCGAGGCGCCCGCGUUCUCGAAGGAGUGCGCUCUGCCUGGGGCUGCUGCUUCCGCCACCGCCGCCGCUGCUGCUGCAGGGGCGCCUGCUGCCGACAAGGAAGUGGAGGUGGAGGCCGAGCUGGAGGAGAACGGAGGCGAGGACGACGGCCUGCCAGACGACGCCCGGCCUUCCACCUCCUCCUCCGCCGCCGCCGCGCCCGCUCCAACUCUCUCUGCGCCCGUCACGGGCAAGCCGCCGCGAGGGGCCCGCAGGGAAGGAGAGGGCAGCGGGGCCGCCGCAGGACCCCCGGGCCCCGAGGGAGCGGGAGCGGCCGCCGCCGCCGGUGGUGCCGGAGGAGACCCGAUCGGGGAGGACGACUACCAGGCCUACUACCUGAGCGCCGCCUCGGAGGAGGGGGGGGACCGGGGCGCCCCCGACAACAAUCACGAGGAGGAGCCGGACAUCUUCGCCGGCAUCAAACCGCUGGAGCAGGAGGGGCGCAUGGAGGUGCUGUUUGCGUGUGCGGAGGCUCUGUAUGCCCACGGCUACAGUAACGAAGCCUGCCGAUUGGCUGUGGAGUUGGCCAGCGACUUGCUAGCCAAUCCUCCCGACCUGAAGGUGGAGCAGCCACAAACAAAGGGUAAGAAGAGCAAGGUGUCGACCAGCCGUCAGACUCAGGUGGCCACCAACACGCUGUCCAAAGCAGCCUUCCUGCUGACGGUGCUGAGCGAGCGGCUGGAGCUGCACCACCUGGCCUUCAACAUGGGCAUGUUCUCCCUGGAGCUGCAGCGGCCCCCCGCCUCCACCAAGGCCCUCGAGGUUAAGCUGGCGUAUCAGGAGUCGGAGGUGGUGGCCCUGCUGAAGAAGAUCCCGCUGGGCGUGGUGGAGAUGAGCCUGAUCCGGGACCGGGCCGAGCAGCUGCGCGACGGCAACUUCUGCGACUACCGGCCCGUGCUGCCCCUCAUGCUGGCCAGCUUCAUAUUCGACGUGCUCUGCACCCCAGAGCACAGUAUUCAGACACAAAAGCUCUCCGGCUGUCAUCAAGGGUGUGGAAAACCAGCAGCACAGAUUUGGCAAAUGACAAACGCACCGCCUCAGAUCCUCACGGUGUCUCCCACGGGCUCCCGCCCCCCCAGCCGAAACCGGAACACGGAGAUGCCGGGCGACGAGGAGCUGGGCUUUGAGGCUGCCGUGGCGGCGCUGGGCAUGAAGACCACAGUGAGUGAAGCGGAACACCCCCUGCUGUGUGAAGGCACCAGGAGGGAGAAAGGCGACCUGGCGCUGGCUCUCAUGAUCACCUACAAGGACGACCAGAGCAAGCUGAAAAAGAUUCUGGACAAGCUGUUGGACCGUGAGAGCCAGACCCACAAGCCCCAGACGCUGAGCUCCUUCUACUCCAGCAAGCCGGCGGCCGGCAGCCAGAAGAGCCCGUCCAAGCACUCGGCGGCCCACGCCCACGCGCACGCCCACGCCUCCUCGCACUCGGCCCACUCGGCCUCGCAGGGCGGCGGCGUCUCCAAGCACGCCGCGUCGUCCGCCGCCGCCCCUGUGGCCUCCGCCGUCAGCGGGGGCGCGGCCGCCUCCUCGUCCUCAUCCCAGGGCGUGGCGGGAGGAUGCGCGUCCGGGCAGCAGGGGGCGCUAGGGGGCGCCGGCACGGUGCAGAACGCAGCGGCGGUAGCUGCCACGGCAACGGGAGACGCCAUCGCGGGAGAGAGCAGGGAUCAAGACGGAGCGCAGCCCUCCUCGUGCGAGCAGCCGAACGAGGCGGCCCCCUUCAAGCCCGAGGGCACGGUGCCCAGCCGCCUGGCGCUGGGGGGGCGCGGGGCCUACAGCGGCCGCUGCUGGGGCUCCCCCGUGCGGCAGAAGAAGAAGCACACAGGUGGGCACGCCGCCUCGCCCCUCAUCAACGCCGCGCAGAGACGCUUUCAGACUCUCUGCAGACUUGGCAUGGCGAGCAUCGACAGCAGCGCCCCGGAGACCACCUCGGACAGCUCGCCCACCCUCAGCCGCCGCCCGCUGCGCGGGGGCUGGGCGGCCGCCUCCUGGGGGAGGGGUCAGGACAGCGACAGCAUCAGCAGCUCCUCGUCCGACUCCCUGGGCUCGUCCUCGUCCAGCGGCUCUCGCCGCGCUGGAGGAGGGGCCAGAGCCAAAAGCACCGACACCAGCAGGUAUAAAGGGCGUCGCCCCGAGUGCCACGCGCCGCACGUGCCCAAUCAGCCCUCGGAGGCGGCGGCUCACUUCUACUUCGAGCUGGCCAAGACGGUGCUCAUCAAGGCGGGCGGCAACAGCUCCACGUCCAUCUUCACGCAGCCCUCGGCCAGCGGCGGCCACCAGGGCCCCCACCGCAACCUGCACCUCUGUGCCUUCGAGAUCGGCCUGUACGCGCUGGGCCUGCACAACUUCGUCUCGCCCAACUGGCUGUCCAGGACCUACUCCUCCCAUGUGUCCUGGAUCACAGGUCAGGCCAUGGAGAUCGGCAGCGCCGCCCUCAACAUCCUGGUGGAGUGUUGGGAUGGCCACCUCACCCCUCCCGAGGUGGCGUCGCUGGCAGACCGGGCGUCGCGGGCCCGGGACCCCAACAUGGUGCGCGCAGCGGCUGAGCUGGCACUGAGCUGCCUGCCCCAUGCCCACGCGCUCAACCCCAACGAGAUCCAGAGGGCCCUGGUGCAGUGCAAGGAGCAGGACAACGUGAUGCUGGAGAAGGCCUGCAUGGCGGUGGAGGAGGCGGCCAAAGGCGGGGGCGUGUACCCCGAGGUGCUGUUCGAGGUGGCGCACCAGUGGUACUGGCUGUACGAGCAGACGGUCGGCGGCGGGUCGGGCUCCCAGCGGGAGGUGCCGGCCCGGUGCGGGGCCAACGGCGGCUCGGCCCGGCGGCAGCAGGAGUCGGGCUGCAGCGUGCUGGAGGGCGGCGGCACCAUGGACCAGCAGAGCAUGGCGGCGGUCACGGCCUCGGUCACGGCGGCGGCCGUGGUGCCCGUCAUCUCGGUGGGCUCCACCAUCUACCAGUCGCACACGCUGCCCGGCGCCGCCAUGGCGCACACGCAGGGCCUGCACCCCUACACCACCAUCCAGGCGCACCUGCCCACCGUGUGCACCUCGCAGUACCUGGGACACCCGCUCCAGCACGUGCCACGGCCCGCCGUCUUCCCCGUACCUGGGGCUGCUUAUCCACAGGGGAUGCACCCGGCCUUCAUUGGUGCCCAGUACCCAUUCUCAGUGGCCACUGGCCCCCCGAUGGCUGCCACCGCCGUCACCUUCCCAGGGGUCCCUGUGCCGUCCAUGACCCAGAUCACCGUCCACCCCUACCACACCGAAACGGGGCUGCCGCUCGGCACCACUGUAGCAGGUCCGUGUGGGUUUGUAGGUGGGGUGCAUUCAAGCUCUACCAUCCAGGCUAUUCCCGCCCUUCCGGGUCUCGCCUCCCAGCCCACCUCAUUGGUCAGCGCACCCUUUCCCACAGAAGACGAACAGCACAGCCAGCCAAUUAGCCAGCAGGGUCUCCACUAUUUGCACUCAGCCUACAGAGUUGGUAUGCUCGCCCUGGAGAUGCUGGGAAGGAGGGCGCACAACGACCACCCCAACAACUUCUCACGUAGCCCUCCCUACACGGAGGACGUCAAGUGGCUUCUGGGGCUGGCGGCUCGUCUGGGUGUGAACUACGUUUACCAGUUCUGCGUGGGCGCUGCCAAAGGCGUGCUCAGCCCGUUCGUGCUGCAGGAGAUCAUCAUGGAGGCGCUGCAGCGGCUCAACCCGGCACACAUCCAUGCCCACCUACGGACGCCCGCCUUCCAUCAGCUCGUGCAGCGCUGCCAGCAGGCCUACCUACAGUACAUCCACCACCGUCUGAUCCACCUGACGCCGGCAGACUACGACGACUUUGUGAACAUCAUCAGGAGCGCGCGCGGGGCCUUCUGCCUGACGCCGGUGGGCAUGAUGCAGUUCAACGACGUGCUGCAGAACCUGAAGCGCGGCAAGCAGACCAAGGAGCUGUGGCAGCGCAUCUCCCUGGAGAUGGCCACCUUCUCCCCCUGACCUCCCACGGAGACUCCGUCACCGUCACCACCACCACCACCGUCACCACCACCACCGCGGCCGUCACCACCGCUGCCAUGACACCAGGGCACAGAGAGACAUGUCCGCUUGCCCGCUCACUCCCAUGGGCUCCCUUAUCCUGCCCAGAC